CAACAGAACUUCACUUUCGACACAGAUGAGAGCAGGUUGAAUGAGCGCGAGGUGGCAGUAAAGACAGAGUUAUGAAAGUUGAAUUCCACAAAGAAUGACGCACACGUGGAACUAGAACUGGAUUCGGUGAGAAUUAAAGUCAAAAGACUGCAAUUGGAGGAGCUCGCCAUCUACGAGCCGCGAAUAAAACCAUUCCGGCAACGCAAGGGAUCUCGACGACAAAGAAACGUUGGUUGCAAAAGCCGCAUACGUGACAAACCGAAAAGGACCAAAAAGAUGCGAGUAGUUUCAACCGGGACUACUCAGUCGUCUAAUGGAGAUCAACCUUUCAAUUACAUGCUAUUUGUUUCACUUGUAAUUGCAGUUGUGUUCAUGGCGUUGGCACUACAGUACCCCAUUUGCCAUUUGUAUCGUUGCCAUUGCGUGUGUAAAUAA
Molecule: messenger RNA, 435 nt
Organism: Lodderomyces parapsilosis
Lineage: Eukaryota; Fungi; Ascomycota; Pichiomycetes; Serinales; Debaryomycetaceae
Source: the annotation of a RefSeq genome assembly